Molecule: messenger RNA, 248 nt
Organism: Racocetra persica
Lineage: Eukaryota; Fungi; Glomeromycota; Glomeromycetes; Diversisporales; Gigasporaceae
Source: the annotation of a GenBank genome assembly
AUGAAAGACAUUAUUGCUGUGCAUACUAAUCCCGGUGAUUUAGUCCUGGACCCUUUUAUGGGUUCGGGAACUACUGCGGCAGCUUGUAAAGAAUUAGGUCGUAAUUUUAUUGGUUCGGAACUGGAUAAAGAAUAUUUUCAAAAAGCCUCCGCGAGGUUAGAAAAGUUGAAUGUAUCGAAAUCUGAACUGGAAUUAGGUAAGGAUGAUUUGCCAGUUUUAAUCGCCGAGGCUGAGGCACAUAUUAGCAA